AUGAACACCCAUGUUUUCUUGACCGGUCGUGUUUUCGGCCUCACAAAAGAGCAUCGCCAGUUAGCUAUCGUUACGGAUGAUAUACAUUUUCUCCCAACACAAAAUCACCAGUUGCCCGCUACUCCUCCCGCUACUGGUAAACGGAAGCGCGUGGACCGUUGGUCUCAAAGAGCCGGCCCACAAACGCCCACCAAAUCGGCUGCAAGGCCACAGACCGAGUCCCUUCCUAUCACGUACCAGUCCCAGGAUCCCACUCAAAUAAUUGCGCCUGGUGACGACGAUGAGGAAGACGCGCAAAUUACAUGGCCAGACACGCCCGAAGAAAUCAAAGCCUCGUCGCGGACUACCACCCCAGUUCCGGAGAGGCGUUCCCAACGACCACGUAAGACAUCAUAUGCCGAUAUACUUGCACAAUCGAAAUACGACACCUGA
Messenger RNA from Penicillium roqueforti, 432 nucleotides. RefSeq lists its product as uncharacterized. The coding region runs from base 1 to 432 and encodes 143 amino acids. The transcript has a single exon. NCBI's taxonomy places the organism in Eukaryota, Fungi, Ascomycota, Eurotiomycetes, Eurotiales, Aspergillaceae. The record is from RefSeq and is a predicted model, not a curated record.